Messenger RNA from Fundulus heteroclitus (mummichog), 1660 nucleotides. RefSeq names its product fibroblast growth factor (acidic) intracellular binding protein a (gene fibpa). Bases 354 to 1427 code for a protein of 357 amino acids. The transcript is spliced from 11 exons. The record is from RefSeq and is a predicted model, not a curated record. NCBI's taxonomy places the organism in Eukaryota, Metazoa, Chordata, Actinopteri, Cyprinodontiformes, Fundulidae. Gene Ontology annotation, cellular component: nucleus. Gene Ontology annotation, molecular function: fibroblast growth factor binding. Gene Ontology annotation, biological process: platelet aggregation.
AGUAUGUGCUGCUGAUGCUGCGUGACCGCUGUUGUUGACACUGCGGACCUACAAAGCUGGAGCCACCGUUCGCCUGACAGAUAUUCCUGCUUCAAUCGCAACAGUUUGAACCGCUUAAAUGCCGCCAUGUUGCCGAUUUUUCCCCCAUCCUAACACAGAGUUUUGUCCUCCGGUGGCCUGUUUGCUGCCGCUGACGGCUGCUCGGUUUACAGCCUUGCUAACCCAGAGGCUAACCUUGCAGGAAUUUAGCUAGUGAGUAAAACUGCUUAAAUCCAGCUGACGGAAUGAACGUUUCACACUGAAGACGCGCGUUUUGUCAAAACUAGGCAGGUCUGGACACCCCCGAAAUCAAGAUGGCCGUAGAGCUAGACGUGUUCGUUGGGAACACCACCAUCAUGGAUGAGGAGGUUUACCAGCUCUGGCUGGAUGGGUACACAGUGAACGACGCAGUGAAGGCGCGUAUGGACGCAGGCGUGCUGGAGGAGUGUGAGGCAGACGCAGAUGUUCUCCUUAGCGACACCAUGGACCAGUACAGGACCUUCCAGAUGUGCGAGCGCCUGCUCCAGAGUCCGGCCAAGCUCGCAAACCAGCUGCUCUUCCAGAUCACACCCCACCGACAAGUCAUGCUCAUAGAGAGGUACUAUGCCUUUGAUGAUACGUUCGUACGCGAGGUCUUAGGAAAGAAACUCUCCAAAGGAACAAAGAAAGACUUGGACGAUAUCAGUGCCAAGACAGGUGUGACCCUGAAAAGCUGCAGGCGACAGUUUGACAACUUCAAACGUGUUUUCAAAGUCGUGGAAGAGCUGAAGGGACCCCUGGUGGAGAACAUACGUCAGCAUUUCCUUCUCUCUGACAAGCUCGCAAGGGAUUACGCUGCCAUUGUUUUCUUUGCCAACAACCGCUUUGAGACGGGGAAAAAAAAGCUGCAGUAUCUCACCUUCCAGGACUUUGCUUUAUGCGCCGGGCAGCUUAUCAACAACUGGACAGUCGGGGCCGUUGACAACAUGGUGGAAGACAUGGACGUCGAUCUGGAUAAAGAGUUUUUACAGGAGCUGAAGGAGCUGAAGAUUUUAAUCGCUGACAAAGAUCUGUUGGAUCAGCACAAAAGCUUGGUCUGCACAGCUCUUAGGGGAAAAACUAAAGCUUUCGCAGAGAUGGAAGCUAAUUUUAAAAAUCUCUCCAGAGGCCUCGUCAACAUUGCCACAAAGUUAACAAACACCAAAGACGUCAGAGAUUUCUUCAUUGAUCUUGUAGAGAAGUUUAUCGAGCCGUGCCGCUCAGACCGAUGGACGGCCGCGGACAUAAAGCUCUACCUCACCCACUACACCAACUCAGCCCACAUUCUGGACCCGUUCAAACACCAGGCUGUGUGGGACAGAUACAUGGGCGUGAUCAAAAGCUGCAUCUUCAUAAUGUAUCACGACUGAGGCGUUUCCCUGGCCGCCUGCCCUCUCCUCUCCCCACUCCUUUUUUUUUUUUUUUUUUUUGUUUCCUGGCUCGUCUGCCUCCCCCAUAAAGCCGUUAUUCUCUCUCUUCAGUUCUGCUUUCUCUGCAGUAAUAUUUUUUUUAUUUUACUUUCCGUGUUGCAUUAUUGGCUCUUUCAUUGUUCAGAUGCUGUAAAAUUGGUUUAUAAAUAAAAUAAAAAAAUUCAACCGCUGGA